Messenger RNA from Acaulospora colombiana, 342 nucleotides. Lineage: Eukaryota; Fungi; Glomeromycota; Glomeromycetes; Diversisporales; Acaulosporaceae. The record is from the annotation of a GenBank genome assembly.
AUGGGUGAGAUUAUUGGAGGAUUGAGACCUGAUAUUACCAAAGAUACGCCACGGCCUUUCGCUAAUUUAAUUAAUAAGUGCUGGAGCUCCGAACCAUCUGACAGACCAACUAUGACUGAAAUUGUGAAUCAAUUUUACAAAUGGUUUUGGGACAUGGAUGAUAUAAAUGAAUUUUGUAAUUCCGAGAAACUUCGAAAACGUUUAAUGGAAGAAAAACCGCGGCAAAGUUCCUAUAUAGAAAAACACCCUGAAGCGUUCCAUACAAGUAGACCAUUAGGUAUUGAGCCGUUAUAUAUGCAAAAUCAUAAUUUUGAUUCUAAAUUGGCAAGUUUAGAAAUUUAA